UCCUAUCCUCCGUGUACCGGUAGACAGGAACCCAGAGCCGCCCGAUCCUCUUGGUCUCGGACUCGCUUGCCUUUACCAGAUUGACACCAUGGCCAUUCUUUUUGCUGUUGUUGCCAGGGGAACCACUAUCCUUGCCAAACAUGCUUGGUGUGGAAGAAACUUCCUGGAGGUGAUAGAGCAGAUUCUGGCUAAGAUACCUUCUGAAAAUAACAAAUUAACAUACUCACAUGGCAAUUAUUUGUUUCAUUACAUCUGCCAAGACAGGAUUGUAUAUCUUUGUAUCACUGAUGAUGAUUUUGAACGUUCCCGAGCCUUCAAUUUUUUGAAUGAGGUAAAGAAGAGGUUCCAGACAACUUAUGGCUCAAGGGCACAGACAGCACAUCCAUAUGCCAUGAAGAGUGAGUUCUCAAGUGUCUUGGCUGCACAACUGAAGCAUCACUCUGAGAAUAAGGGCCUAGACAAAGUGAUGGAGACUCAAGUAGUGGAUGAACUGAAGGGAAUCAUGGUCAGAAACAUAGAUCUAGUAGCUCAGCGUGGAGAAAGAUUGGAAUUAUUGAUAGAUAAAACAGAAAAUCUCGUGGAUUCAUCUGUCACCUUCAAAACUACCAGCAGAAAUCUUGCACGAGCUAUAUGUAUGAAGAACAUCAAGCUAUUCUUAAUCAUCAUUAUCAUUGUAUCAAUUGUGUUCAUCUAUAUUAUUGUGUCACCUCUCUGUGGUGGAUUUACAUGGCCAAGCUGUGUGAAGAAAUAAGAAAGAAAAAAUUAUCAUUGACCAAGGAUACAAGAGAAAAAGGAGUUAAAAAUAUUCCAUGUGACCCAAGCCUUUCAUUACUGGCAGAAAGUGUCUGCCAGUCUCUUCAGCCCUCUUUUCAUUGAUUCUUUUUUUAAUCUUAGUCUAUGUCUCCAGAUUUAUCUUUGUCCUAUCAACCUUUAUUCCAAAGAACUUCAGAUCGAACCAGUCAUUACAGCAGUAGCCUUAAAAAUGCUUUGGUUUGUUUCUUUGGUUUGUUAACUAGUGUUACCUACUUUGAAAAACAUUUUUGGUUUUAAUUGCACAAAGCUAUUGCCAAGGUGGAUACCACCCAUCUUAAGAGAUGUCUACUAAAACUAUAGAGGAGCUUUGUAUGUGCACGUAAAAGUAUUCAAGAGACAAAUAAUAUUGCUUACCAUUCAUCUUAAUGUAUUUUGUUAUUGAAGAGUUUUAGGUGCUUCAAAACAAUAUAAAUGAAGAAUAGUCGUUAUUUGGGGAAUUGUAAUUAAAUUGUCGGUGCUGCUUAUUUUCAGGAGCCCAGAUGGGUAAAGUAUUAUACAUAUUUAUUUCAUUCAGAUGGGGAACAUUUUGCUAGCCUACCAGAAGCACACAGAUUAUUCUUGUCCUCCUAGUAUUCACUUUCAGGAAUAAAAUUAAGGGCACUAAUCAUUUACAAUAUAGUGAUUAGCUUAUUAUCUUCUGUUUUCCCAUUGUAGUCAAUUGGAGAAGAUUAUGGUUUAAAUAUUGUUAAAGCUUAUUGUUUUUAUAUAUUCCUUUUCUUUGAAUAUUAUACAGCAAUCCUAUUGUUAAUAGAAUGGGUAAUGGAGGGGUGGGAGGCAAAUUCCUGUGA
This is a messenger RNA of Urocitellus parryii (Arctic ground squirrel), 1601 nucleotides long. RefSeq names its product vesicle associated membrane protein 7 (gene Vamp7). The record is from RefSeq and is a predicted model, not a curated record. Lineage: Eukaryota; Metazoa; Chordata; Mammalia; Rodentia; Sciuridae. Gene Ontology annotation, cellular component: membrane; SNARE complex. Gene Ontology annotation, biological process: endosome to lysosome transport; exocytosis; vesicle fusion. Gene Ontology annotation, molecular function: SNAP receptor activity; SNARE binding.